Molecule: messenger RNA, 2944 nt
Organism: Trichobilharzia szidati
Lineage: Eukaryota; Metazoa; Platyhelminthes; Trematoda; Strigeidida; Schistosomatidae
Source: the annotation of a GenBank genome assembly
CCUCAACAUAUUGUGACGCGUAUUCUUUGGAUUCCUGACGCGUCAUGUCCUCGUUUUUUGAUGUGAGUUCGAAGAGGAAAGACAAGAAAGAGGAAGAAGAAGGUUAUGGCGCAGCGUACUCUAAAUUGGAUAAAACUGUCGUCUUACAAGAAGCUAAAUUAUUCAAUCAAACACCACUGAACCCGCGGAAAUGUGUGCAUAUUCUGACUAAAAUUUUGGUUGUUUUGGAACAGAGUGAAAAGCUGGGUAAAGUUGAGGCAACGGAUGCUUUCUUUGCAAUGACCAAGUUGUUUCAGUCCAGUGAUCAAAAUCUUCGUCGGAUGUUGUAUUUAGUAAUCAAGGAAUUGUCAACUGUGGCGGAUGACGUAAUAAUUGUGACGAGCAGUUUAACCAAAGAUAUGACUGGUCCAGAAGUGGCAUUUCGUGCUCCAGCAAUCCGGGCUUUAUGUACUAUAACUGAUGCGGCGAUGGUCCAAAGUAUCGAGCGGUACCUUAAGCAAGCUGUAGUUGACAAGUCUGCAGUCAUAGCAUCAGCGGUACUGACAUCAGCAUACAGGUUAAUGGACAUGUGUCCCGACAUUAUAAAGAGGUGGACAAAUGAGAUACAAGAAGCGGCCUCAGGUUCUCGUGUAAUGGUUCAGUAUCAUGCUCUUGGAUUAUUGUACAUGAUACGGCGUUCUGACCGACUCGCUGUCACAAAAAUGAUCCAAAAGUUCACACGAUCCACUUUAAGAUCACCAUAUGCUUACUGCCUUAUGAUUAGAAUAGUAGCUAAACAUCUGGAUGAGGAAGGCCUGUCGAAUAGCCCACAGUUAUUUGAGUUUCUGGAGUCUUCUCUUCGUCACAAAUCCGAAAUGGUCAUAUACGAAGCAGCUCGUGCAAUAAUAAGCUUACGAAAUUUAACAGCUAAAGAGUUAGCCCCUGCAGUAGGUGUUCUGCAGCUCCUCUGUACAUCUUCUAAACCUGCGUUACGAUAUGCUGCAGUGCACACACUAAAUGCCGUUGCCAGCAACCAUCCUGCAGCGGUAACUGCGUGCAAUCUUGAUUUGGAGCAACUGAUUGGUGACCCAAAUAGAAGCAUUGCGACUCUUGCUAUAACCACUUUGCUAAAGACUGGUAAUGAAUCAAAUGUUGAACGUCUUCUUAAACACGUAUCUCCGUUCAUGAAUGAAAUAAGCGAUGAAUUCAAAAUUGUGGUAUUGGAUUCUAUUCGUGCAUUGGCGACAAAAUAUCCCAAAAAGUAUACUGUCUUAUUGAAUUUCUUGUCUGGACUCCUUCGUGAUUCAGCUGGUUAUACAUUUAAGAAAGCAGUUGUAGUUGCUAUUGAAUCAAUUAUCAAACAAAUUCCAGAAUCCAAAAGUAUAGGUCUGUUACAGUUAUGCGAGUUUAUAGAAGAUUGUGAACAUGUUAAACUCACCCAACGUAUACUUCACUUAUUGGGACGUGAAGGACCCUUUCUGAAACGACCACGUCAAUUCACCCGUUAUAUUUACAAUAGAGUUAUGCUUGAAUCAGCUCCCAUCAAGUGCACAGCUACAACAGCUCUUGCCAGAUUUGCUGCACAUAAUGAUGAAUUACUUCCUAGUAUUCUAGUGCUUCUUAAACGAAUUAUGAUUGAUGAGGACGAUGAAGUUCGUGAUCGGGCAGCUUUUUAUCACUACAUUUUAUCAACUGAUCAACCCACUUUAAAGUCUGCUUAUCUUUUGAGUGAAGAAAUGCACCUGAGUCCAUCAGGUUUGGAGCGUGCCUUAUUGGAUUAUGUACAUGACUCUCAAGCGGUUGCAAGCAAUCGUUUUUCAUUGGCUACAGUUCCGAUUGCUGCUGUUGUCCAACCUGCUGUAGAUGCCCUUACUGCUGACCUGGAAUCUGACGGUGUAAAAGUUAAAGCGAAGCCAACUGUAAAAACUGGUGAUGAUCGAAACGCAUCGCUUACUUCUGAAACACAAAGGAAACGCACUCAAGAUACCUAUGCUGAACAAUUGGCAGCCAUACCUGAAUUUGCUGGUCUUGGUCCCAUCUUUAAAUCCUCCGCACCAGUUGAACUAACUGAAUCAGAUACUGAAUAUGUAGUGACAUGUGUAAAACACUUAUUCUUAAAUCACUUGGUUUUACAGUUUGAUUGUACUAACACAAUGGGAGAUCAAAUUUUAGAAGAUGUUUACGUCUCCUGUGAACCAGACGAUUCAGCCUUUGAUAUCUUACGCACAAUACCAUGUAAAACUUUGAAAUAUAAUUCUCCUGGUGUAACUUAUGUCUUAAUUAAAUUACCAGAAAGCCUUGAAUACCAUUCUGCUACAUUUAUGAAUACAUUAAAGUUUAGAAUUAAAGAUGUAGACUCUGAUCCAUCAGAUCCUGGUCUGUCAGAUGAAUAUCAACUGGAAGACCUGGUCCUUGGAAUUUCGGACCACGUGCAACGCAUCUCUAAGCAAAACUUCACCAUGGCUUGGCAAGAACUCAAUCCAGAAAGUGAAGUGGAAGAAACAUAUAUGUUAGUAAAGCACAAGACAAUCAAAGAAACAAUGCGGCAAAUUAUCGAACAUCUUGGACUUCAACCGUGUGAUCAAACUGAUCAUAUGCCUCAGGAAGGGAAAUCAUCUCAUCAAUUGUUGUUAUCUGGUGUUUUUCGUGGGGGAUAUGAAAUUUUGGCACUAUGUAAACUAGCCAAAGUGUUAUCAGAUACAUCUCAUGCAAAUGAACAAGGCAUCACCUUCCAAAUCACUGUUCGUUCAUCUGAUCCCAGUGUAAGCCGAAUAAUAGCCGAUGCUAUAGGUUGACGACAAUAGUACACAUACAAUUGCUUGCUUUACUAUUAAUAUUAUUACUUAUUUUGACUUCGAUUCUACUUAUGUAUUGUAUGAAUUCUUCUUGUUUCUUACAUUGGAUUGCUGGUAAUCACGUUGUUUACACAUACACACACACACACAUAAAAGAAAACAAAUUGUCU